AGUGAUUAUUGAAUCAUACACUUGGCACGUAGUAAUCAUUCAGUAUAAAUUUUUUUUACGUACGAAAUUUAAUGAUAAAUUUAGUCGUAAUUAAAAUGUCUCAGUGGAAGUUACUUGUUCUAUUAUCCCUUUUAACUAUAAGUCAGUGUAAUUCCGAAAUUCCAUCAUUUCUCAAGAUAUGUCAUCGCAGUGAUUUGCAUUUGAAUGAAUGCGUAAAACAUAGUGUAGAAGCUAUCAAACCACAUUUACGAGUUGGAAUUAAAGAGCUAAAUAUUCCAUCAUGUGAACCAUUAAAGAUUUCAAAAAUAAAUAUAAGUCAAUCAUCACCGACUAUUGCUGUUAAAUUUGUUUCUACAAAUAUUUUAAUCAAAGGAGGAACUCAUUUUGUGCUUAAAAAAGUCAACAUUGAUUUCGAUAAAAAUCAAAUUGAAUUAAAAAUUUUUUUUCCUCGAUUGUCGAUGACUUCGGACUAUGACAUAAAUGGAAGAAUUAUGAUGAUACCAAUUAGAGGACAAGGUCAAUCUCAAGGAAAUUUUAGUGAAAUAAAUGCUGAUAUAAUGAUUCAGGGUGAACGUUAUGAAAAUAAUAUAGAUAAAAAAAUAUACUUUAGAAUAAAAGAUGUAUUGACUUAUUUUGAUGUAGGACAUGCUAAUAUGAGUUUAGAUAAUUCGUUUAAUCGUGAUAAAACAUUGGCCUUAGGUAUGAAUACGUUUUUAAGAGACAAUUGGAAAACUGUUGCUGUAGAUAUGAAACCAGCAAUUGGAAAUAGCAUUGCUGAUUUAGUUAAAAAAUAUACAGAAGAAAUAUUUUCUAAAUAUCCAUUAGAUUUACUUUUGCCACUAUAAGAUUAAAUAAAUUAUAUCUUUGAUUAUAAAAUAUUAUUUAGUAACAUUAAAUGCCCAUGAGUUUAAAAAUAUUUUUCACUGUGAAAAAUUCCCAUUAAAUUUUACUAUGGGUGCAUUGUAACCCCGGACCAUAAGAAAACUGGCACAAAAUUUACAAGUGUCCCAUAGUAAACGGUAUGCGCAGACGACACGAUUGGGACCUAUGCGCAUACCGUUUACUAUGGAACACUUGUAAAUUUUGUGCCAGUUUUCUUAUGGUCCGGGGUUACAAUUCACCCAUAGUAAAAUUUUUUGGAAAUUUUUCACAGUGUAAAAAUUGAAUUUUAUUAAAAAUUUGACACUGCAAUCCUUUUAAAUUAUAUUUUUUAAUAUAUGGAUCUUUUAUGAAUGUUAUACAAUCACUAAGAAUAAAAUAUGUAUUUUCAAAAAACAUUACUUAAUUCAAGUAUUUUAC
Molecule: messenger RNA, 1299 nt
Organism: Microplitis demolitor
Lineage: Eukaryota; Metazoa; Arthropoda; Insecta; Hymenoptera; Braconidae
Product: protein takeout-like
Exons: 3
Coding region: 72-845 (257 amino acids)
Source: RefSeq, a predicted model, not a curated record